AUGGCUCAACAACAGUCCUUUGACUAUUAUCAAGUACCUCCGAUGCCUCAAUCAAUGAGCCCACCGGAGCUGUCUCCGCUCUCCUUCUACGACACCCAAGCCGACUUCAGCGCAGACUCGGCCCCGUCCCGCGGCUCCCCCGUCUCCCCCGUCUUCCCGACCUCCUCCUUCCAGCUCCCCACCGGCGGCGACUGGCCCGCCUACUUUGAGAAGCCCGCCCUCUCCCCGGACCUCGACGUCUUUUACGGCGAAUCCUUUGGCAGCCCAAUGUCCUUCCUCUCCCCCCAGAACCUCACCCUCAGCCCCAGCGCCAACCCGUCCGACCUCAUGUCCGACGCCGUCGCCUUUGGCCGCGAGGGCAUCAACGACACCCAGCCCCUCUUCCAGACCCUCGACGCCCCCGCCCGGCCGCAGCCUCAACCUCAACCUCAACCUCAAACCCAGCAGCCCGCAAAGUCGCCCCGUCUCGCCCGGACGACAUCCGCACCCUCCUCUCGUCCUCAACAACAGCCGCAACAGCGCCAACAGCAACAAACACAAACACAAACACAACAGCGAACCUCCCCGCGCACCAACGACCUCAAGCGCAAAUCCUCCGCCUCCUCCGCCUCCUCCCGCUCCGCCUCCCCCGAACCCCCCGCCCGCCGCACAAAACACUCGGAACCCUCCAAGAACCCGCACAACAUGAUUGAAAAGCGCUACCGCGUCAACAUCAACGAGAAAAUCAUCGCCCUCCGCGACGCCGUCCCCUCGCUGCGGUGCGUCGUCCAGCACACCGAAAACCCGCACGCCGCCGCCGCCGAGAGCGACGAGGCGAUUGACGUCGUCGAGGAGUUGGGCGGGUUGAUGCCCGCGCGCAAGCUGAACAAGGCCACGAUCCUGAGCAAGGCGACCGAGUACAUCGCGCACCUGGAGAAGAAGAAUUCGCAGCUGUGGAAGGAGAAUGAGGCGUUGGAGAAGAGGCUUGCGGAGGCGCAGCAGUGGCAGCGGGCGCAGGCCGAGGGACCUUUCUGGUCUUGA
Messenger RNA from Colletotrichum abscissum, 1020 nucleotides. Its product is annotated as helix-loop-helix DNA-binding domain-containing protein. The transcript has 2 exons. Gene Ontology annotation, molecular function: protein dimerization activity. Bases 1 to 1020 code for a protein of 339 amino acids. NCBI's taxonomy places the organism in Eukaryota, Fungi, Ascomycota, Sordariomycetes, Glomerellales, Glomerellaceae. The record is from RefSeq and is a predicted model, not a curated record.